GUUGAUUUAGAAGCACAAAAAAUCAAUGAGAGUAUAAGAGUAGGUUUUUCUCUCUUUCAGUAUCUCCACAGGAAGACGAGUCUGCAGGUUGACGCUGCCUAGAAGGAAGAGAAGACAUUUCUCCUGCAGAUAAACAUCAUCUUUGACAUCUGCAUAAUAUUCAUUUGAAGGAUGCUGACCACAUCUCUACUUAUGUUCACCAUGAUGGCUCUGACUAGAGCAAAUAACAUCAACAGCAUUUCAGAUGUCACUGGCUCAAGCUUCGGACCAGUGCCUUGUCCUAAAAAUUGGACUGAGUAUGAUGGUCACUGUUUCCAAUAUGUUGCAAGAAACUUGAGUUGGGCCGAGGCUCAGAAAAACUGUCAGUCCUUGAAUGCAAACCUUGCAUCGAUACACAGCCUUGAGGAGUACCAAAGCAUUCAGGGCCUUAUAAUGGAAAUCACUACACAGGAUACAAACACAUGGAUUGGAGGCUCAAAUUGUGAAGAGGAGGAUGAUUGGUUCUGGGCUGACAAUACACCUUUCGAGUACAAAACAUGGUGUGAAGGAGACCCCCAUGGUUUUAAAAAAGGGCAGUGCUGUCUGCAGAUCAAUUAUGGAGAUAACAAAUGCUGGCAUGACACAAAGUGUUCAACUUCACUUCCAUCGAUGUGUGUCAAAAAGCCCAUUGUAUCCUAAGUCAACGCAUAGACAUGCAUCCAACUCGCGCACACAGUGGAGGAGUGAUUGCAUGAAUGUUUGCAUACACAGCUGUGUUUACAUCAGCAGCCCUAAUGUCUACAUCUCAUAUCUCAACUGUAAUUAUUUGACUACAGCAGAUAUGUUCCAUGUCCACAGGAAACUAAGAGGAGCUUUAAUAGUUAUAAAACAAAUGCUUUAUUAUCCUCAUAGAAAAACAAAAUCCUUUCUUGUAUUCCAAAAUUAAAAGUUCAAGUACUGAAA
This is a messenger RNA of Scomber scombrus (Atlantic mackerel), 942 nucleotides long. Its product is annotated as type-2 ice-structuring protein-like. Lineage: Eukaryota; Metazoa; Chordata; Actinopteri; Scombriformes; Scombridae. The coding region runs from base 172 to 678 and encodes 168 amino acids. The record is from RefSeq and is a predicted model, not a curated record. The transcript has 6 exons.